CCAGUCUUCGGAUUCUGCACCCACCCAAAACGGCCGGCCGUUUGGUCCGCCAUGGCGGCGAAGGCGGCGAGUGAAAUGCUCGCGCCGGUGGACCUGCCGCCGGUGAAGCUGGGAGUGAAGCAAGACUUCAGAUCCAUCGCGGGCAUGGGCGUGAACUUCCCAGGUGGCGACGUCAUGUAUCAAAGCCUCUGGCGGAAGAAUGGCGGGGAUCUGAACCUUUGGCCAAAGGAGGAGCGCUAUUACAAAGGCCCUCGCCUGGGGGAAUAUGCGCGGCCCAUCAUCAUGAAUCGCAACGUGCUGGGCUAUUUGAACCAGGCCCCGGUGCCUCUGAGCGCGGCGGAGGACGAGCUGUCGCUGGUGGCAGAGGCCUCGGGAGGCGCCCGGCGCGCCAAGGCCCACGCGCUCUACGCGCAGCAGGCGGCGGAGAAGGCCCGAGCCUUCUACAAGCUUGCCAAGGCGAGAGCACGUGCGCUGUUUCUGCCAGACCCCCCCAUCUCAGUGAAGCCCACCGCUGACGUGUAUCCCAUGUACUCGGCGGGGCCUACGAGGCUGAUGGAAUUUCAGGCGCUGGCCCUGGUUCCACGACGCGAGGCUGAAAGUGCGCGUCACGCGACGUCAGCAAGCCUUGCGCUGCAGUUUCUGUGAGUCUCAAGUUGGCCCUUAAGCAUGGUUGUUGUUGG
Effrenium voratum is the source of this 680-nucleotide messenger RNA. The record is from the annotation of a GenBank genome assembly. Lineage: Eukaryota; Dinophyceae; Suessiales; Symbiodiniaceae.